CCCCAAACCACUUGUUUAUUAUAUCCUAAUAUAUGCAGAUCAUGGGCAGCUCUCAUCUUCAUGUUGCUCUUCUCUCGAGUCCUGGCAUGGGCCACCUUAUUCCCGUGCUAGUUCUUGCCGACCACCUCGCCACCCACCACCACCUUAAAGUCACCGUUCUCGCCAUCACCACCGCCGCGGAAACUCAAUUUCUUAAGUCCCAUGUGAAAAGUAGUAACCCCACGGUGGACAUAGUCCCCGUCCCGGCGGCCGACGUCUCCGGUCUAAUCGACGAGAAAACCCAAGUCUUCACUCAGCUACGGAUAACGGUUCGCGAGGCACUUCCCCACGUCCGGUCCACCAUUGCCGGCUUGGCCCACCGGCCCGACGCCCUCAUCGUCGACAUAUUUUGUACUCAAGCUUUGGGCAUAGCCAAGGAGUUGGGGAUUCCGAGGUACGCUUAUCAUCCAACCACCGCAUGGACCGCCACUCUGGCCAUGUAUUUUCAAGUGUUUGAUGAAACUAUAACCGGGCAGUUCGUGGACCGCCUUGAACCGUUGAGAAUUCCCGGGUGCAUGCCGGUUCAACCGGAGGAUAUGGUUGACCCGUUGAUGGACCGGAAUGACCAGCAGUACCGGGAAUAUGUUAAUCUCGGGAUAGAGUACACCCAGUUUGACGGGCUAUUGAUUAACACCUGGGAGGAACUGGAGCCUAACACCGUUAAAGCUCUAAGAGAAAACGAGGAAUUACGGGCUAUUGUGAAAGUACCAGUAUACCCUAUAGGUCCGUUGAAGAGAAGCGUUGAGAGCAAGGAGGGGGAGGGCAGAGAUGAGAUUUUGAAGUGGUUGGAUAGGCAACCGGUGGAGUCGGUUUUGUACGUGUCGUUUGGGAGCGGGGGAUUGUUAACGGCGGAGCAAACGGCGGAGUUGGCUUGGGGGUUAGAGAAUAGCCGACAGAGAUUCGUUUGGGUGGUCCGGCCGCCGUGUGACGGCGGUCCCGACGGCUCCAUCAACCCCAAAUUAGAAGGCGGCGGUGACGCCGCCGCGGAUUACUUGCCGGAAGGGUUUCUCGCUAGGACUAAAGAUGUGGGGUUUGUGGUCCAGAUGUGGGCUAACCAGAUCGAAAUAUUGACCCACCCAUCAGUGGGCGGGUUUAUGUCUCACUGCGGAUGGAACUCGACUCUGGAAAGCCUGACGAAUAACGUGCCAAUCAUUGCAUGGCCGCUUUACGCGGAGCAGAAGAUGAACGCCGCCAUGCUGGCGGAAGAAGUUGGGGUGGCGGUGAGGCCGGCGGUGACGCCGACGGAGAAGGUGGUGAGGAGACAGGAGAUAGAGGGAAUGGUGAGAACGUUGUUGCAGUACAAAGAAGGGGAAGCCAUUAGAGAGAGAGUGAAGAAACUAAAAGUGAGUGGCGAAAUUGCUCUAAGCAAGGCUGGAUCUUCCUACAACUCCAUGUGUGAGCUUGUGAAAGACAUGGAAGCAAGAAUGCUCACAAAGUCCCGCGAAAUUUACCAAAGAAAAUGAUAUACAAACAUUUAUUAC
Molecule: messenger RNA, 1520 nt
Organism: Ipomoea nil (Japanese morning glory)
Lineage: Eukaryota; Viridiplantae; Streptophyta; Magnoliopsida; Solanales; Convolvulaceae
Product: anthocyanidin 3-O-glucosyltransferase 5-like
Exons: 2
Coding region: 33-1502 (489 amino acids)
Molecular function (GO): UDP-glycosyltransferase activity
Source: RefSeq, a predicted model, not a curated record